UUAGAAAGAGACAGGGCUUUGCAGCCACCAAUCGCUAUCACUUUUUUUAGCCGACCAUGUUUUUUUAUGUUAGUGCGUACAUAGUCCAUGCUAUAUGUCAAUAGUAAGCACCUACUAAUAUUUACUAUGACGCAAGAAUCAGUCCAAUUUCUAAGGUUAGGCCGGUUAGGCAUGCAAGAAAUUUGUAUUCGUUAUCAAUACAUAGUAUAGUAAUCUACAGAAAUCUGUCACAACAAAUUGUAUAAGAAAUAGACGGAAGCAGUAGUCUACUGAGACAUAGAUUUUUAAUUGUAUUCGAAGAUGUUUCGUGAAGCAGCCAAGAUCGUUAUUGACGAUAGCACAGCUCCAUCAGCUACAUAUGUUGUGAAUGUACGGAUGGAAGAUUUAUUAGACAAAUUGAAGCUGUUGAAUUACGACACAGAAUUUCUACAAGACUUGAAAAUGAAACCGAUAAAUAGGCACUACUUCGUUGUUCCUACAAAUCCUGGUGAACAGUUUUACAUGUUUACUUCCUUGGCUGCCUGGCUUAUACGAAAAAUUGGGAAAAAUUUUGAUCCUCCUCAGGAGUACGAUGAUCCCAAUUCCACAAUAUCACUUAUUCUAGAUCAUUUAAGAGAAAUUGGAGUAUCUGUAGAAUUCCCACCUAAUAAACUCAAACAAGGUGUAGGGGAACAUGCUGUGUAUGUUCUUGACAGUUUAGCAGAUGAAGCUCUAACAUUGUUAAAGUUCAAAUGGAAAAAGAUUGAAAUACCACCGGAUGAUCCAACGCCAGAACCGGAAAUUGAAGAUGAUGACGCUGAACUAAUUUUGGAAAAAGUUGAAGAGGAAAUGAUGGCUGAAUAUGAAGAAGAAGAUGAAGAGGAUGUUUUACACGUAGACGAUAUCACUAAACUAUAUGGGCGGAAUAUGUAUGAUGUACAGAAGCCUGAACACAUUUUGGAGUCUAAAACAGACACUGAAGAGUGGAGACUGGAAUUGGAGAGAGUCUUACCUCAACUGAAGGUUACAAUAAAAACAGAUUCAAGAGAUUGGCGUGCGCAUUUAGAUCAGAUGAAGCAACAUCGCUCCAACAUGAAUACUAGUCUUGCUGGCACCAAAGGUCAACUAGAAAAAUUACAUCUUGACAUUGGAAAUACUAUGGACAAAAUAAGAACGAGAGAAAUGUAUCUGAACCGACAACUAGAGCCUAUUCUUCAAGAAUUCAGAACUCUUCAGGAAGAAUUAUCCAAAGUUAAGGAACAGUACAGGGACGUAAGUGGUGGAGUAACAGAGCGAACAAGGGUCCUGAAUAAAUUGACGGAUGAACUAGAACAAGUUAAAAGAGAAAUGGACGAAAGAGGUUCCAGCAUGACUGAUGGAACUCCUCUAAUUAAUAUCAAAAAGACAAUCACAAAAAUGAAGUCUGAGAUUUCUGAAAUGAACGUUCGCAUUGGGGUAUUGGAGUACAGUCUGAUGUGUGCACGAGUGCGCGAUCGAACUCAGCUACAAGAAGACAUGAACAUUACAAAUAGUUCCGUGAUGAUAUAAUAAAAUCAUCAUAAUACUCAAAGUCCUUAAAUCUGUCCAUCUACAUUACUAUAUGUGAGUUUUUUUAAUAUGAAUUAUGUAAUCAAAUCUAGUCUUAUACUAUAAUAGUUAUCAAUGACUCUAGUCUAUGCAUAAAUUGUGUACCAAAAUACAUAUUUGGUAACAAUUAUAAUGUUUUCCCGUGAUAAGUCCAGGGUCCAAGGACUUUAGGUCCACACGGAAUUAUAUCGAGUGCUAUAGAUACUGUUAUUAAUUUAUAUUCAUUAUAUUGCACUAAUUUAUCCGUGAACUGACCUGGGAACAAUUGUACAAGUUUAUUUGUUAUUCAAAAUGAUAAAACACAGACGUCUCCAAAGUUACGAUACUUAAGAAUUUGUCUCAAAUAACAUAGCAGUGAAAAGCAAACAUAUAAUUAUGGGGAUAGCAGAUUUGUCAGUGUCUAGAGAAAUUAGAGCCUGCAUUAAUUGGAUACACCGAACUAUAGAAAAGUCUUAUGAUAAGACUUAUAGGAGAUAAUCAUGUAAUGCAAACGUGUCUCAGGCAGUUAGUACAAUGAGCUUAUUAUCAUAAAACACAAUUUGAUAGACUUUUGGAAGUAGUAAAGGGCAAAUGUAAAAAAUGUCGGCAGAAUGUAAAAGCGACGCUACAUAAGAAUUUAACAUUUUAAUUCCUAUCUAUGAUCUUUGCCCUAAUAACGCGACGUCAUUAGAGAAAAAUGUAGCACAUUCCAAAGGACCUUUUUCAGAAUUUUCACCGUUAAUUACUGCGCCACCUCGCACUUGUGAACGUUCGCUGUACUUACUACUGACGUUCGGUUUAAAGAGACACUGACAGUAAAAAAACUGUUUAGCUUCAAACUUUACAAUUGGUUUAAUAAUGAUAUGAUAGAAUUCCAAAAAUUCUAUACAUGCAAUUUUUUAAAUUUGUUUUUUGCUUUAAUAAAUAAUUGUUUAGAUAUUUUA
Cephus cinctus (wheat stem sawfly) is the source of this 2489-nucleotide messenger RNA. RefSeq names its product intraflagellar transport protein 57 homolog (gene IFT57). The record is from RefSeq and is a predicted model, not a curated record. The transcript is spliced from 7 exons. Gene Ontology annotation, cellular component: centrosome; Golgi apparatus; cilium. Lineage: Eukaryota; Metazoa; Arthropoda; Insecta; Hymenoptera; Cephidae. Bases 301 to 1527 code for a protein of 408 amino acids. Gene Ontology annotation, biological process: intraciliary transport; non-motile cilium assembly.